Pistacia vera is the source of this 641-nucleotide messenger RNA. RefSeq names its product heavy metal-associated isoprenylated plant protein 47-like. The record is from RefSeq and is a predicted model, not a curated record. NCBI's taxonomy places the organism in Eukaryota, Viridiplantae, Streptophyta, Magnoliopsida, Sapindales, Anacardiaceae. The coding region runs from base 122 to 475 and encodes 117 amino acids. The transcript has 3 exons. Gene Ontology annotation, molecular function: metal ion binding.
GGAAAAAGACUGAACUAUGCCAACGGGGAACCCCUUUAGCAACGGCCUAUAAAUAGAUAUAAUUUCUUCUAGUUCUGUACUCUAAAUUCUCCAAACUAAAGCGCCUUUGGUUAUUGUUAACAUGAAGAAAAAGAUAGUUAUAAAGUUGCAAAUGAAGGAUGCGAAAUGCAGAUCCAAGGCCAUGCAGACGGCGGUGGACGCAGAUGGUGUGACUAAGGUGGAGAUACAAAAAGACAAAGAUGAGAUGGUGGUGAUAGGAGAAGAAGUGGAAACAAUUAGGCUAACCAAGUCACUGAGGAAAAAAUUUCAAUAUGCGGACAUAGUGAGUGUGCAAGAAGAGAAAGAGAAAAAGGAGGAGGAGAAGAAGAAAGAGGAGACAGUGACUCUAACGCCGUUGCCAGCCAUAAGUUACCAUCCAUAUCCUAUUUAUGAAGCAUAUGAUCCAUACCAAACUAGUUUUUGCACCAUUUUGUAAUCAACAGUAAUUCACUGAUAUUUCAGCUUGAAUUAGUACUAUUAUAUAUCAUAUAUAGAAGAAUUAUAUAUGAUAUAUAGUUGGUGUUAUAUAUAUGGACAAACAGUUUCAUGUGUGAAUGAUAUUGAAGCAGAAUCAAAGAAUUAAUGAAAUAUUUUUCAUGUUA